AUGCAUAGAAAUAGUGAAGCAACUGUUGCCAAUAUAGGGUGUGGUGGAGCAUCAACAACAUCAUCUUCAUUGAUGAUGCCGCCGCUCUGCCGAUUCGAUAUCCGAGAAUAUGACAGUGUGUUGGACGAGCGUGCCGAAUCCAAGAUCCCACGUCUCCAAUUUUCAUACAAUAGUGAUGGACCUGUCGAUUCGUCCCAACCUGUCCAAGCACUCCAAGAUGAUGGUCAUAUGCGACAAGGAGAAAAAGCGCGAGGACGAGGUCGUAGGCGGCUACGGCUGCAACAUCAAGCAAAUGUUGGUCAACAAAUGCGUCCAGUCUGUAUCGACUACCUCUUUGUCGGCUACGACGUUAAAGAUCCAUUGGCCGAAGUAUACAAGUUAAAAAAAGGUAUCAAAAACCUUGAAUUCACCGCCACUGUUGGUGCCCUCUCCUCGGCCGACAAGGAGAUGGCUGUCCGCUCAGCUUCCAGCAGCAGUAGUGCCACAACCGACUCUUCUUCUUCUGAAUCAAUCAUGUGGAACGAUCCACGUGACUAUGGUAUCCUCAUGUUGUACUCUGACCAAGACGACUGCAAGACCAUUGUACCACCACUCUCGAUUGCCCGUUCACCAAAACUCGAGCAAGCUAUCCGUUCCCCAAGAACCCUUUCUCCACACCAAUCUCCCAAGGUCAAAUCGGUGUCUCCACGUCUCAACCUCAACAUCAACCUUUCAUCAUCCACCUCGCCAGGUCUCUCGCCAAGAAAUCUCUUACCAGGUCCCAGCACCCAUCAUAUCAGUGCUCUCGCUCUCAAUGCUCUAUCUCCAAGAGGUUUAGCUACCGUUCAUAAUCAAGCUCUUUCUCCAAGAACUGCUUUAACCGCUGUUUAUUAA
Molecule: messenger RNA, 873 nt
Organism: Cavenderia fasciculata
Lineage: Eukaryota; Evosea; Eumycetozoa; Acytosteliales; Cavenderiaceae
Exons: 3
Coding region: 1-873 (290 amino acids)
Source: RefSeq, a predicted model, not a curated record